Messenger RNA from Phyllostomus discolor (pale spear-nosed bat), 1091 nucleotides. RefSeq names its product phosphatidylinositol glycan anchor biosynthesis class X (gene PIGX). Lineage: Eukaryota; Metazoa; Chordata; Mammalia; Chiroptera; Phyllostomidae. Gene Ontology annotation, cellular component: endoplasmic reticulum membrane. Bases 1 to 885 code for a protein of 294 amino acids. Gene Ontology annotation, biological process: GPI anchor biosynthetic process. The record is from RefSeq and is a predicted model, not a curated record. The transcript has 7 exons.
AUGUCUAUUAUUCACCCUGUAUUGUUGGAUGAGCGGCGUGAAGCGUAUGCAGGCUCCUCCGUCUGCUUUGCACCCAGGUGCGCUCCUCUCCGGCGCACAUUCUUCGGGGUCCUGGCUGCCCCUGCCUUCGUCCGAGUGGUGGCCUGGCUACUCCUCUGGGAGUCGGCUGGGCUCACCGGCACAGCAGCUACCGCCCUCAAAGCCGCACCUACCGACGCCGGCAUAAGGCCCACUUGCUCUGAAAUUAUUUUGCGACAAGAAGUUCUGAAAGAUGGUUUCCACAGGGACCUUUUAAUAAAAGUGAAAUUUGGAGAAAGCAUUGAGGACUUACAGACCUGCCGACUCUUAAUUAAACAGUACAUCCCAACAGGACUUUUUGUGGAUCCAUAUGAGUUGGCUUCAUUACGAGAGAGAAACAUAACAGAGGCAGUGAUGGUUUCAGAAGAUUUUAAUAUAGAAGCUCCCAACUAUUUGUCUGAGGAAUCCGAAGUUCUCAUUUAUGCCAGACAGGAUUCACAGUGCAUUGAUUGUUUCCAGGCUCUUUUGCCUGUGCACUACCGCUAUCAUCGGCCACAUAGUAAAGAUGGAGAAACCUUUAUUGUAAUCAAUAACCCUGAUUUACUCAUGUAUUGUGACCAAGAGUUUCCCAUUUUGAAAUGCUGGUCUCAGUCAAAAGUGGCAGCUCCUUGUGCUUUGAAGAGUAAGGAUAUUUGCCAGUGGGACAAUAUGAAAUAUAGAUCAGUAUAUGAAAAUGUGACUUUACAGGUCCCAGUGGGACUGACUACACAUACCUCUUUAGUAUGUUCUGCGACUCUACUUGUUACCAUCCUUUGUUCUACUUUGAUCCUUGUGGCUGUCUUCAAAUAUGGCCAUUUUCCCCUAUAAGUUUUAUGCAAUUAAACGCUUUCCAUAAACUUAAGUAAGACCUAAUUAUUUGUGACUAGAAGUGUUCUUCUAGAAUUGUCAUUACUUCUGUCUUUUGUCUUCAUUUUUGGAUAAAAUUAUAUUUACUAGUAGAAAUUUUGUAGUAUUCUCAACUAAUUCCAACAUCUAUUGUGCUCUGUGUUGAUCUUUGAUAAUCUUCAAGCAUC